AAUUACAUUUAAAUAUUUCAUUACUCAUUUUAACUUUAAAGUAUUUGCUAUAAGUCUAGAACCGUAUGUUCCAGUUUUCAGACUUAAUGUUGUUUGAAACUUUAGUAAACAUAAAAAUUAAGUAAAGCUUUAUUACCUAACCAGUCAUACUUAACAUAAAUUAGUACAUUUACAUUGAAUUGAAUAACAAGAGAAUCCAGUUUCUUCAUAAUUUGUUGCGUUUGGAUUUGUGUCAAGUAUUAUUCAGAUUAACCACAGCGAACCGGUUUGUCAGCGGAUCCCCUCCAACUUACUGUGUAGUCUGUUGAAUGUACUCCGGUGUCCGGUAUUUGGUACCAAACUAUAGUAAAGUAGUACUACUAUUAUUAUACUACCUUAGUGGGUACUGUUAUAAUUAGUUUCCGUUCGUUUUGAAAAAUCUACUGACUGACUCUAUAUAGGAGAUGGCUUGUCGCGCAUUACAUUUCGUGUUUAAAAUUGCCGAGAGAACGAAAACCAUCAAGUUCUUUAGAGAACUUUUGGGAAUGAAAAUAUUGAGGCAUGAAGAAUUCACUCAAGGCUGUGAAGCGGCGUGCAACGGACCAUAUGACAACCGUUGGAGUAAGACUAUGGUCGGAUAUGGACCAGAAGACAGUCAUUUUGUAAUUGAACUUACCUACAACUAUGGAGUUGAUGAUUACAAACUUGGAAAUGAUUUCCUUGGAAUAACAUUAAAAUCUUCAAAAGUGUUAGAAAAUGCUAAAUCGCUCGGUUGGCCUGUUGAUGUUGAGGACAAUAUGUCUUAUGUUGUCGCACCAGGAGGAUAUAAGUUUUAUGUGAUUGAUGAACCUCAACCUGUUGAUAAAGAUCCUGUUGUAAAUGUCAUGUUAUCAUCUACAAAUUUAACAAAAUCUAUGAAAUUUUGGAACGGAAUACUUGGCUUAAACAUUUUCAAUCAAAAUGAAUCUUCAAUAGAAUUAGGAUUUGGCGAAGAUCAAGCUAAAUUGAAAUUGAGAGAUAUUGGAGAGCCUAUUAACCAUGCCACAGGAUAUGGAAGAAUAGCAUUUGCAGUUCCUACAUCUGAGUUAAAAAGUUACCAAGAAAAUGCUAUAAAUAAUCAAUAUAAAAUUUUAACUCCUUUCGUAACCUUAGACACACCAGGAAAAGCUUCAGUUUCUGUUGUGAUUUUUGCUGAUCCUGAUGGUCAUGAAAUAUGUUUUGUUGGAGAUAAAGAAUUUCGUGAACUAUCUCAAUUUGAUGCAAGUUCUGAAAAGCAAUUAGAUAAAUACAUUGUUAAAGAUGAAGCAAGAAAAUUGAAAAAUUAAAUGUUUAUGAUUACAAUAACAUUUUUUAAAAUUUAUAUUUCUAAAUUUGUAUAACCAACACACAUUUUUAGUUUUAUUCAUUGUUACACAAAAAUAUUAUUAGAGAUAAUGGGUUAACUUAUUUUGAAAAUUAUAUAAUAUUACUUAAUAAAAUACUGUUGAUAAUAUGUAUUUAUAUAUUGAACAUUACUACUCAUCUAAUUAUUCUAAAAUCUAAAUCUAAUGUUCAUAAGAGAUAUGUUAUUUCAUGUUUGGCGUAUUAUUGGUGUAUUCAUUUUAUAGACAAGAAUAUUAUUUAAAGCAGAAAAUAAUAAGAUUAUUCAUUUUUAGACAUUUAUAAUUUAUAAUAAACCGUAUUAAAAAUAUUUA
Acyrthosiphon pisum (pea aphid) is the source of this 1673-nucleotide messenger RNA. It is a transcript of the gene Jhbp, whose product is annotated as juvenile hormone binding protein. Bases 444 to 1304 code for a protein of 286 amino acids. NCBI's taxonomy places the organism in Eukaryota, Metazoa, Arthropoda, Insecta, Hemiptera, Aphididae. The record is from RefSeq and is a predicted model, not a curated record. The transcript is spliced from 8 exons.